GCUCAGGCUACAACCACAUGAUGUCCACUGCAAUGAGGACAACCCUAAUUCCUCUGUGUGUGUGCCUGCUGCUGGCCUCCAGCUUGAGUGAGGCAGGCAAGCUGCUGGUGGUCCCCAUGGAUGGGAGUCACUGGUUUACCAUGCGCUCGGUGGUGGAGAAGCUCAUCCGGAGAGGACAUGAGCUGGUUGUCGUCAUGCCAGAGGUGAGUUGGCAACUGGGACAGUCCCUGAAUUGUACAGUGAAGAGCUACAAGACGUCUCACACCCUGGAAGAUAUGGACCUUGCAAUGAAGGAUUUUGCUGAAACUCAUUGGAAAGUUCGGGAGGACGACAUACUCUCUCUUUGGAGUGGUUCAGGAUACAAAUUUUUCGAACUCAUGUUUUCCCAUUGUAGGAGUUUGUUUAAUGACAAGAAAUUAGUGGAGUACUUGAAAGAAAGCUCUUUUGAUGCAAUUUUUCUGGAUCCUUUUGAUAUGUGUGGCUUAGUGGUUGCCAAAUAUUUAUCACUGCCAUCUGUGGUGUUCACCAGGGGAGUAUUUUGCCACUAUCUUGAAGAAGCUACGCAGUGUCCCCAUCCUCUUUCUUAUGUUCCAGUGAUUCUUUUAGGUUUCUCAGAUGUCAUGACCUUCAAGGAGAGAGUUUGGAACCAUAUCAUUCACCUUCAAGGGCGUUUAUUUUGCCACCAUUUUUUCAAAACUGUCUUAGCACUUGCUUCUGAAGUUUUCCCAGAGCCUGUCACACUCUAUGACCUCUUCAGCCACACCUCAAUCUGGUUGUUAAGAACUGACUUUGUUUUGGAUUAUCCCAAACCUGUGAUGCCCAACAUGGUCUACGUGGGUGGCAUUAACUGCCAUGAGGGGAAACCUUUGUCAAAGGUGAGUUCUAGCUCCUUUAGCCUGGAAGGAUUAGCAUGCUUUGAUAUUCUGUGUAAAUAACAAACCUUGUGUUUG
This is a messenger RNA of Ochotona princeps (American pika), 950 nucleotides long. Its product is annotated as UDP-glucuronosyltransferase 1A9-like. The transcript has a single exon. The record is from RefSeq and is a predicted model, not a curated record. Gene Ontology annotation, molecular function: UDP-glycosyltransferase activity. NCBI's taxonomy places the organism in Eukaryota, Metazoa, Chordata, Mammalia, Lagomorpha, Ochotonidae. Bases 18 to 935 code for a protein of 305 amino acids.